This is a messenger RNA of Durotheca rogersii, 1325 nucleotides long. RefSeq lists its product as uncharacterized. The record is from RefSeq and is a predicted model, not a curated record. NCBI's taxonomy places the organism in Eukaryota, Fungi, Ascomycota, Sordariomycetes, Xylariales, Xylariaceae. The transcript is spliced from 2 exons. Bases 121 to 1032 code for a protein of 303 amino acids.
UGUCAAACGAGGUUCUUCGCGCUCAUAUCUUCACUUCUUUUCUUCUCUUGCCCAGGUGGCCUUUCAUCGUCUAGUCCUUCCUAGUGUUUACACUGCGCUCAUACCCACCUUAAUACCAAAAUGCGUGGCUCAAUCGCUGCUGUCUCUGGCCUUCUCGCCACCGUCUCUGGCCACGGCCUCGUAACCUCUAUCACCGGGGCGAAUGGAGUCACAAUGCCGGGUCUAAGCGUUGCCGACGGGACGCCCCGCGACUGCAGCAGCAACCGGUGCGGGUCCCAAGCCGACACGGCGAUCAUCAGGGACCGCGAGAUCAGCGACGGGCGAGCCGGCCCUCUGGGGCGCACCCAGGGCAACGGGGUCAUCGACGCCGCCACCAUGAUCCAGAACUUCAUGGGCACGGCGCGGGCGCCGCAAAACAACGGCGCGGCGGACUCGGUCGGCGAGGAGGACAACAUCUCGGCGAACUUCCUGAACGGGCGGGGCGGGGUCUUCGGGCGGGGUCUGGGCGACCUGCUGUCGGGGCUGAUCGGCGGCGGGGGCAGCGGCGGGAGCCGGGGCAACAAGACGCAGACGGCGGCGGAGACGCGGGUGGCGGCGACGGCGGGCGCGGGCGCGUCGGCGGGGCUGCCGACGUGCGCGGACGACGGGUCGAUCACGAUGACGUUCCGGCAGAUCAACCAGGACGGGGCGGGGCCGCUGGAGGCGGCGGUGGACGGCACGUCGGGCGGGACGGACGCGGCCGCGUUCCAGACGGCCGAGGUGACGCAGGACGUGCCGGGCGCGGUGCUCGGGCUCUCGCUCGCCACCAACACCGACUUCCCCCUGACCGUGCAGAUGCCCGCCGGCAUGACCUGCGACGGCAGCGUCGGCGGCGCCGACAACGUCUGCAUCGUCCGCGUCCGCAACAGCGCCGUCGCCGGCCCCUUCGGCGGCUCCGCCGCCUUCACCCAGUCCCCCGCCGCCCGCAAGCGCGCCAUCGCCUACCGCCUCAAGAAGCGCCACGACGCCCAGCAGAACCGCCGCCUGCGCUGAGGCCGCGGCACCAUCGGCGAUAGAGUGGUGGGCUGGAAUGGGAGGGCGGGUAGCCCCAGACAGCGCGGAAUGAGACGCCGGAUAGAUAUAAUUUAGGCAUACUGACGGAAUUUUUUUUUCUUUCCCUUGCGUCCUUCCCGCAGGGUUUGGAUGGUGACGAGUGUCUAGACAAGUGUAGGCGUAUAGAAUCAGUAGGUGCGUCGCCAGCGCUGAAGAUACUCCGAGUGCAUAAGAAGACGGAGACGUCAGAAAUUUCCGGUUUAGCGAGGUUAAUACAGCUCAUUUUUUCCAAG